GGGGUCCCGAGUGCAGGCACCGGUGAGCAUCUCAUAUGCAUCUUGCAGUCAAGCUGCAGCUGGUGAGGGGAAUGAAUGACGGGUACACUACGUGACGCGAUUCUUUUGUUUAUCUUUUUCGUGUAGGUACAUAUAGCUCAUUGCUCCCGCUCCUUAUUUACUCUGUUCAACUGCAUAUUGACCUGUUGUGUUGUUGCAAAAUACCGACAAAAUGCCCUCCUUUGAUGAAAAGAAAGCUUACGUUGAGCAAGAAGAAACGUUCUUCGACGAUGGGCGUGAGAUUGAGCUUCUGCACUACAUCUAUGGUCGGUCAGACAUUGAUGAGCUGCGAGGCUCGCCGGAGCGUGUCCUUCAAGCCAUUGAUGAGUUUGGACGUACGAAGAAGUAUCUCAUGAACGUGGGUGAGGACAAGGGCAAGAUUGUAACAGAUCUGAUCGCUGAAGUGAAGCCCAAAGUCAUGGUUGAACUUGGAGGCUACGUUGGCUACUCAACCCUCCUCUUCGCCAACGCCGUCCGCAAAUCCGGGGGCACACACUACUUCUCCCUCGAGCGCAACCCCGAAUUCGCCGCCGUCAUAACUUCCCUUCUCGACCUCUCAGGCCUGCGCGACAUCGCCCGCGUGAUCGUCGGUCCCAGCGACGCAGGCCUAGCCCGCCUCCACGCCAACGGGACAAUCUCCAAGAUCGACCUCAUGUUCCUCGACCACUACAAGCCCGCGUACACCAGCGAUCUUAAGCUCUGUGAGAGAUUGGGUCUCGUAGGACCGGGUAGUGUUCUGGCGGCUGAUAACGUCAUCAAGCCGGGGAAUCCACCGUAUUUGGCGUAUGUGAGGAGUAGUGUUGCGGAGAAGCGUGCGGCGAAGGGGGGGGAUGAGAAGGAGGGGUUUGCGGAUAGAACUGCGAAACAGUAUGCGAAGAGGGAGGGGGAGGAGAAGAUUAAUGAGGAGGAGGGGGAUCCGAAUCUGGUGUAUGAGAGUAAGUUGGUUCAUAGCUUUGAGCCGACCGGUGUUCCUGUGAGUACCCCCAUGCAACCACUGUCAUUACUCUCGCUAACAAUUGAAGGACGCUGUCGAGAUUACAAGAUGCACUGGUCGCGAAGAUUAGAACUCUUUACCUACCGAUCAAUAGAAUCGACUCCAGCGUCUCGCGAACUCUAA
Fusarium odoratissimum NRRL 54006 is the source of this 1156-nucleotide messenger RNA. Its product is annotated as catechol O-methyltransferase. The transcript has 2 exons. Lineage: Eukaryota; Fungi; Ascomycota; Sordariomycetes; Hypocreales; Nectriaceae. The record is from RefSeq and is a predicted model, not a curated record. Bases 212 to 1156 code for a protein of 314 amino acids. Gene Ontology annotation, molecular function: O-methyltransferase activity.